UUUGCUGAACUCGGAAGGCAUUUCCGUUUUGUCUUUGGCAAAUCACUCAAUUAUUAUUCACCUUUGUUAUUCACUCAUUCACUUUCCACGGUCAAACUUGCGGUCAAAGGCAAAGGACAAAAUGUCAAUGACAUUUGAUCUGUCAUUUCGUACGUCAGUCCCAUUCACUCACUCACUGCACCGUACUUAGUUGUCAGUUGUCAUUUGUUUCAAUUAACGAAUCGCGGCAGACCGGCUGAUAAAAUAAAUAUAAAUAACAAAACAGGUGUUUUGACAACGUGGUUUUAAGAAACCUUUUCAAAAGUAUUAUUAUCAAAAUGUCGAAUCUUCCUAUUGUAUCCAUUACUAGAAGAGAAACGUUCAGUUCAUGUCAUAGACUGCACAGCCCAUUCUUGAGUGAGGAAGCCAAUAAAAAACUGUAUGGAAAAUGUAACAAUCCCAAUGGACAUGGGCAUAAUUAUGUUGUUCUAGUGACGGUAAAGGGGCCAGUAGACCAGCAUACUGGAAUGGUAAUGAAUGUUCAUACCCUGAAAGAGUAUAUGCAACAAGCCAUCAUGGACCCCCUUGACCAUAAAAAUUUGGACCAAGAUGUGCCAUAUUUCAAAGCUGUGGUAAGCACUACAGAGAACCUAGCUGUGUUCAUUUGGGAUCAGCUGCAGAAAGUAAUGGAAAAGCCACAGUUGCUUCAUGAGGUGAAGAUAUUGGAGACUGAGAAGAACCAUGUGGUGUACCGUGGAGGGUCCACAUACCCAAAAAAGAGGUUUGACCCAUCAAGCCUUCAUCCUAACAACCACCACCACAAUGUUUCUUCAGACUCAGACUGAUUUGUAUUGCCAAGUUUUUUAUAAUCUCAAAUAUUAUAGAUAUGACGUUUCAUAUUUUUGAUGUGAAGAAAUAUUAUAUUCUAUUGACAGUUAUUCCAAGUAACCUUGCUUGUUGACAGUAUCAUUCCACGAGUGCAUUUAAAUUUUUAUAUUCUUAAAAUUAAUUUUUCGUGAAUUUUAUCAUAUGAUAAAGGAGUGUUUUAAUAAAAUAUUGAAUGAA
This is a messenger RNA of Pectinophora gossypiella (pink bollworm), 1044 nucleotides long. It is a transcript of the gene purple, whose product is annotated as 6-pyruvoyl tetrahydrobiopterin synthase. The record is from RefSeq and is a predicted model, not a curated record. Gene Ontology annotation, molecular function: 6-pyruvoyltetrahydropterin synthase activity. Gene Ontology annotation, biological process: tetrahydrobiopterin biosynthetic process. Lineage: Eukaryota; Metazoa; Arthropoda; Insecta; Lepidoptera; Gelechiidae. The coding region runs from base 318 to 824 and encodes 168 amino acids. Gene Ontology annotation, cellular component: mitochondrion. The transcript is spliced from 4 exons.